Manihot esculenta (cassava) is the source of this 2300-nucleotide messenger RNA. Its product is annotated as protein TPX2. The record is from RefSeq and is a predicted model, not a curated record. Gene Ontology annotation, cellular component: mitotic spindle; nuclear microtubule. The coding region runs from base 363 to 1928 and encodes 521 amino acids. Gene Ontology annotation, molecular function: microtubule binding; protein kinase activator activity. NCBI's taxonomy places the organism in Eukaryota, Viridiplantae, Streptophyta, Magnoliopsida, Malpighiales, Euphorbiaceae. Gene Ontology annotation, biological process: activation of protein kinase activity; regulation of mitotic spindle organization; mitotic spindle assembly. The transcript has 19 exons.
UCAUUCAUUUACCAUAUAGUCCCUACCACUCCAUUCAAAUUUCCCAACCCACUGAACCCCAACCGCCACCGUUCUCGCAAAUCCAUAGGGGUAAAACCGACUUACUGUUGUAACCCACGUUGUCCGAUGAUUAAGUUAAUAGUUUCGGUUCUACAUAUUCAAAUUUCGGAUCGUUACAAAACGAAGUGCGGUUUUAUCUUCUCUGUUGCUGGAAAACUUGCUGCGCGCAUUUCCAGAUUAGGGUUUUUGUUUUAGCCAGUCAAAUCAGACAAAAUACGCAUACAUUUAGACAUCGAUAGAUGCUUCUAUGGUGUUGAGUUGUGGUGCAUUCACGGGUAGCUAUUGAAAGAGAGGUUUCAGAGAUGGAAUUGGAUAUGGAAAUGGAUGUAGAUGAUGCGGAUGCGGAGUUGGUGUUCGAGGCGCGAGAAAUUGAUCUUGAUUACGAGUUUGAUGCUGCAAUGUUCUUUGAUUUAACUCGUGAGGAGUCGCAUGCGGAGGCGCGUGAGGCGGAGCGGUGGUUCGAGAGGGCGCAGAGUUAUCCUCCGUCUCCUUUUGUGGCAAAGUUGGUGUUGAGAGAGGGCAGUUUGCUGGAGGACGUUGCUACCUCUCCGAACUCUAGAGAUGUGGACGAUACGGCCACUUUCCGAAGUGAUGACUGCAGUGUUGGUCUGGGCCCAGAAGCUCCCGCAGUAGAGGUGGAUAACAAAGAACAUGAAGAAAGGUAUAGGGGGAUCUUCACCAACUUGCAAAGUGGCAAUCUGCAAAAACUUUCACAUAGACAACUGGAAUUGGGGACAGGAUUGUCUUAUUACAAUCAUGCAUCUUCUGAUACAUCAAGAAUAAAGGUGAAGUCUACUUUUAAGCCAAAUCUUCCUAGGACUUCAACUUUGAUGAAACCUACAGCAAGCAUUUUGGCAAAGCAAAAUCAGCCCCCUCAAGCUGAUGGUUCCAGAUUUCAGUUGCUGCCUGCUCAAAAGGAGAAAAGCAUAUAUAAAUCUUCUGCUGUGGAAAGUCAAGCUGCAAAGAGGCAGAAGCUAGAGGGAGGUCGUUCUCAAAAGGUUGGUGAUGCAAAGCAGCAAACCUCGUUCGUCCACAAGGCACCUAAAAAGGAUGGAACUGUUGACAAAGGCUCUGCUAAUCCAAAGCUCAGACUUACUAUUCCAAGAGAGCCUGACCUCGAAACAGCACAUAGGGCACAAAGGAUUAGGCCUAAAAAUAGCACAGAAGUUGAAACUGUUGAGGUGGCUUCACGAAGAUUCAGAGCACGUCCAUUGAACAGAAAAAUUCUUGAGGCUCCUUCAUUACCUCUCCCAAAGAAGAGCACUCCAAAGUUGCCAGAGUUUCAAGAAUUUCGCCUGAAGACAUUAGAGAGGGCAAUGCAACAUAUAUCUACAGUUUCAUCAUCAUUGCUUCAGCGCAGUGAUCCUGAAAAGGGAUUGGACAAACCUGGUACAAUAUCUGUUGCAGAAAAUGGAAAAAGAGAAUCCAGAAGACCAAGCGCCAUGGAUUCUCAAGAGCUGGAUGAAAGUAGUACAGCACAUGUAUUCAAAGCCCGUCCUCUGGACAAGAAGAUAUUCACAAGCAAAGGAGAUAUUGGUGUUUUUCGAAAUAGCAAGCGAGAAGCCACAGUGCCAAUGGAAUUUAAUUUCCAUACAGAAAAGAGGAUUCAGCAUAAUCCACCUAUAGAUCUUUUUAGCAAGCUAUCUCUGACAUCUGAGCUCCAGCCAAAUAAUGGAUCUCAACUGCAGUUGCCUCGACCCAGCUGUAUAUCCUUGAAGGGCUCAAAAGAAAAUAGACUGAAUCCUUUGCAAACAGAACAUAAGAUGGCACAUUUGGCGAUAGGGAAGCCACCUAUUUUUGGUGGAAAGCAAGCUCAAUGCAAUGAAGUUGGAAACCAAUUGAGUGUUAGGAGCUUGGGUGUUCGGUAAUAGAGACAUCAAAUGGUCUUCUGCCCAUCAUUAUCUGAGUUUCUGCUGUUAAAUACGAGUUUCGUGGAUGUAUACUUGAACACUGCAAAACUGUUGAAAAAGAUAUCUACCUUUUUGUUGUAUACAGAAUCGAUGAGAAUUCACAUCGGUUAUAAGGAAUUGCGUAGUUAUGAAGAAACUGAUGUCACAUAGUUAUGUUAGGCUAACUUCAUUCUCCAACAAUUUGUAGUUCAAUCUCGAUUCAAUAAAAUUGGUUGCAGGCCGUUGUUGUACAGCCAUCAGGGCCUGCUCAACCUUACAGCAACUUAAGGUUUUCUGUAGCUUGAAUAUUGUCUAUUAAUAAAAAAAUACGCAAACAGAGUUGUAUUUUAA